Molecule: messenger RNA, 1855 nt
Organism: Paramacrobiotus metropolitanus
Lineage: Eukaryota; Metazoa; Tardigrada; Eutardigrada; Parachela; Macrobiotidae
Exons: 10
Coding region: 88-1791 (567 amino acids)
Source: RefSeq, a predicted model, not a curated record
ACUAAGCAAUGGUAACUAACUAUUUAACUAUUUCUUGUAUAUUAUAUAAUUUCAUUAAUUUUAACUGCGUUGCUAAAUUGAUUGUAAAUGAACCUGGCACCUAGCGUAACCGCUGCAGCAGUUAUCAUUUGGUAUGGACUUUCUGGAUUAGCGCAGUGUAGCCGGGAUUUCGAUGAUCAGCUAGUGGAAGAAUGCAUCCUGCCGCCAUAUAUUCGCAAUCAGUAUUACAGCCGGGAAAACGGUCUCAACACGUUGACCGUUGUGGCGGCUUCGUCUUUUGAGCGGAAAACAGUGGUGUCCAUUGCCAGUGCCAUUGUUGACACGUCGGCCAUGGAAGACACGACUACCAGCGAAGUCUGCAUGAAGAUGACCUGCAAUCGGCCCAGCAAAGCCACACGCAAAUGCCAGAUACUGGCGGAAAAUGGUCAAACCGUUUACGACAGCGACAUGUAUCGCCUUCUUAUAAAAGACACUACCAAAAAUUGCUUCCGGUGCCGUGAGCUGGCUAUCCGAACAAUUAACGUCCUGGAAUUUCGUCAGACGGAAUGCUAUUCCGCCGAUGUGGUCGAAUCCUUACCGCUGCUGUGCCGGACCUUACGCGAUCGGCUCAUUCGUUAUGCAGUGCCGUGGGUGACACUGUUCUCCGUCAAUCCCACACCGGUAUCCUGUCGGUCCAGCAUCGAAGGGGUGUGGAAAUUUCAGUAUCAUUUAGAACAGUUUUCUGGGCAUCACUGCAAACAUCCGAAGAACAACCUGACUUCCUGUCCCGAUCCCGGAAAUCGAUAUUCUACCGAAAAUAGAUUCUACAUUUCCUACGGUGCUUGUUCGGAACUGUCUUGGAGGAAGGAAGAUCCGGGAAUUGUACCCUUUCGUGAUUCUUCUAUGACUUUCACGUGUUUGGGUGACUGGUACGUCGGAAAGGACCAUUAUUUCGCUGCUGCCAAUUUGGGCGAAAACCGACCGGAAGAGAAAUAUCGUUGCUUCAUCGAAAACCGCGACGAUGACCAAUAUCUUGGUCAGUCCUUAACCGCAACCUGUGCUAAUUUAAAGACUCCUCGUCGAUCACCGGUGAUAAUACGCUUAGAACGCGUUAAGCCAGUGGUAAUUAACGCAACAUGUUACCUACCGAAAAAUUUUACGGGAAAAUGGAUAAAUACUGCGCACGCUGCUGUGGAUUCAAAGGUAGAAAUGAAUGCAACACACUUGAUCGACAUUCGGAAACCAGACCAAGGAGUGGCGGUGUUGACCACGUAUGUCUGUCAGGAGCAGAAAAAGAACCGCUUCAUGAUGGCCCGGGUCGGUGUCGGCGGGUGUCAAGUGUUUUACGUCUGCUGGCAUUUCCUUCCGCGACAUCACAACAUUAUUCGCUAUCGUGUUGGAAUUGCCUACGCACAGAAAGACUUUCGUCUGGUCUGCUCAUGGACGUCUUUCCUGCAACAGCGCGAAUGGAAAUUUGAUUUGCUCAUUGCUUCCAACCCAUUUCCGGUUGAGUGCCCAAUUGGUGGAAAAUUCAUUUUCGCACAGGCCGGUGACAUUCCCUUACAAACACGUGUACGCGGCGGAGUGACGAAAUCACCUCGCGAUCAAGUCGAAUGCAAAGAAUACGAAACCGAUUUUUCCGUGUGUCCUCAGCAAUGGUACAAACAGUACACGACUAAGCAAAUCCUUAUCGAUCUGGAUAAAUGCAUGACACUGGACUGGCAAGCGAAACCAAUUGGCGAAUACGACGAACCCGAUUACAUUCUGCAUUGCAUCGGAUACUGGAGGGAAAAUGCCCGAUCGUUUUGGUGACUUAUGAGAAGGAAGACGCCCUAAGUCCAUUCCGCUGCUGGGUUUAUAACCGCAUCAGCUACAA